This is a messenger RNA of Gaeumannomyces tritici R3-111a-1, 1966 nucleotides long. RefSeq lists its product as hypothetical. The record is from RefSeq and is a predicted model, not a curated record. Bases 815 to 1966 code for a protein of 383 amino acids. NCBI's taxonomy places the organism in Eukaryota, Fungi, Ascomycota, Sordariomycetes, Magnaporthales, Magnaporthaceae. The transcript is spliced from 2 exons.
CGCCCCUGGUUUCUUUCUUGGGUCAAGAAUCCACACACGGCGGCAGUUAUGCAGAAGAGCUCACUGUGCUGACUGGAAGAGAUAGACGGAGGGGAAUCCGUCAACAUUCCUGUUCAAUGGCCGACAUGUGAUUUAAUCCGUUGUCGGGCGCUUUGGGUCGGUCUGUGUGACAAAUGCCAGCCUGUCGCCACUGCAGCCCAAAGGAGAGGCGUCGAGGGGGUACGGCUGCGCUAGAGUCACAAAUGCCCUACGUCAUUACAAGGAAAUCAUCUCAACAAAGCGCGACAAGCAACCACGGCUCACUUGGGCAGGGGCGCCGUCUUCGAGAUUAUGGCUUCGACAGCAUAGGAAGAAAUCGCCAAGCUCUAGUUUGUUUCUUCCAAUAACAGGUUGACGACUGAAAUGAUAUCGCCAGUGUAUGGUUUCAGGACGUAUUUUUAACAAACCCUGUCUCUCCGUUACCCCAUACACCGCCUCGCUCGUCCUUGCAAACACCACUGUCAAAGCGACACUGAAGUAAAAAGCCACGCGCAGCCCUCUCUGUUUGAGCCCGACCAAACAGAAAAAAAGCUUCAUCCCGGAAAGCUUUCUCCAGCCUGAUUCUUAGAUUCUUAGAUUCUUAGAUUCUAGAUUAACGAAACAUCGCCAUUUCCGACACAAAAUCAAAUUUCACUCACCCAAAAGCAAUCGCAGAGUCAGUCGGAUUUCGGGGCUGAUCACCUCGGCUGGCAACGUGCCCCUCACGUGCCCAAACGAAAAAAAAAAAAAAGAAGAGCCAAGACCCAACAGCCAAACCCAGCAGUCGCCGCCCGCCAUGGCGCACAACUACAUGAUCCGCGUGACUGCCGGCACCGUCCGUGACGUCAAGGAGCAUGUCGUCGUGCCCGUCAACACGGCGGAUCCCUUGGACAUCUCCAACGACCUCGUCGACGCGCGCCUGAGCGUACGCGUCAAGAACUACGGCGGCCUGCCCCACGGCUCGCCCGCCGACUCGCCCUACUUCACCGCCGAGCCGCACGCCUACAACAACGACCAGUACAGCAUCGCCCUCAGCUUCAAGCUCAAGCGGCCGCCCAGCCCCGCCGUCGACGCCGACGCCAAGGACGGCGAUGACGACGCAGGCCCGGCCGCGGACGGCGGCGACCCCGCGGACGACGACGUCGGCGUCUCGGGCGCGGACCUGCAGUGGGGCAACGACUUCGACCACCCGAUCCGCGACCGCCUCCCGCCCGGCUUCAGCACCGCCAUGAGCAUCGUGCGCUGGUGGAUCGACCCGGGCCUCGACGGCGACGCGUAUGCCGACUCGCCCUUCCUCUACGGCCCGGCCCUGUCGUCCUUCAACGCCGUGCGCGCCGGCCCGCCCGCCACGGACCGCGUCCCCGGGGCCGACGGCGACGGCGCCAGGGUCGGCGUCUGGGUCGACGAGGGCGGCGACGAGCGGGGCCUCGAGGCCCGCAGGUCCCUGGGCGCCCCCGAUGACGCAAAGGGCCGCAUGAAGUGGGCCCUCAAGGCCGACAGCAAGGAGAAGUGGCUGUGGGAGUACGGCAAGGAGUACUCGGUCGACUUCUACAACCCUUACCUCGACUUCAACGAGUUUGCGCUCAGGCUGCCUGGUUUUACCCUGCCCAUUAUGAAGUACUGGGACGGCCAGGGGUUACGGCCCCCGAAGCGCUCACAUACGCUUAGGUACGUGCUGCGGAACCGCAAGACGGGCGACCUCUACCUGGCCGUCACCUUCAGCCUGUACCUGAAGGAGGACGUCAACGAAGACGGCUCGCUCAAGCCGGGCACCAUCGAGGCCCAGCAGAAGGACAGCCGGACCAGGCUGCCGCCGGGCGGCGCCGAAGAGGAUGGCGCCGACAAGCCGGUGGUGGACGAGGACAAGGCACUGGAAGAGGCCAGGAAAAAGCUGGGCGAUGUCCAGAUCGACAAGAAGGACAAGGCCGGCUCGGACGAUGUCGACUAA